Molecule: messenger RNA, 499 nt
Organism: Entrophospora sp. SA101
Lineage: Eukaryota; Fungi; Glomeromycota; Glomeromycetes; Entrophosporales; Entrophosporaceae
Source: the annotation of a GenBank genome assembly
AAUAUCCAAUAAUAAUUAUGACAACGACGAUGAUGACGAUGACGAAUAUGAAGAUGACGAAGAUGACGACGAAUAUAGUUACAAUCCGGGACAUUGUCGCCGUGAGGCUCUUCGUUGCCAAAAAUUAAGAAACAAGGCAUUUAGAAAUGCAUCAGAAGCUUAUAGGGGACAAGAGUAUGAUCAGGAAAUGAAAACAUGGAAUUUGAGAUAUGUAAUGUCGUCAACUGAACAACAAAGGAAUGGCAAGAAUAUUAUUGAUUUACAUGGAUUAACAGUUGAUCAAGCAGUAUAUGUAGUGAGGAAGCAUUUAAAUAGAUUAUAUCCAAAAGGUGAUAUAUAUAGUGGUAAACCUUUAAAAAUAAUUACUGGAGUAGGAAAUCAUUCACCUAAUGGAAUUCCAAAAUUACCUAAUGCUGUGAGACAAGUUCUAAAAAAUAAUUGGGAUUUCGUCGAAAAUCGUGGUCAUAUGAUCGUCAAAGGACAAAUCUUCAAUAUAUAA